AAGCUAUUGCAAUUGGUUUAUUAACCAAUUAAAACUAUGGUUUUUUGCUCUAGUCAUGGGAUAUAUGGCGCCAUUAAUUUUCAAACUAACAAAUAUCGUUGAAAAAUUUAACAUAAGCAACUCUUGUUUAUGGUAAAAUGUUGCCAGCGAUUAAAAACUGAUGGUAAAUACUUGUUUUACAGGAUUUGUCUAUACCAUCCCAUUACUGGUGCCUGUUCCAUUAUAGGGGUGUUUACUAUAGUGGCACACUGCCUUAAUACUCGUAUAAACAUUUUUUUAAACGUUUGCGUUUUGAACAUAUAUUAUAUUCAAUUAUAAUUCAUAGAUAGUCCCGCUAAAAGUUGUAAUUUAAUAUAAUUAUGAGAAAUACACCUAUAUAACAUGAAGUUUAUAAUAAGAUUUUGACUCUUCUUUCUUCUGUCUUUACGCAUAAUUACACUGCGCUUUGAAUGUUUCAAUUAGGAAAUAGGUAUUUCACAAAACUCUGCGUAGUGAGCGCCACUAGCACAGCACAUACUGAUGGCCUACCAGCCUACCACGGAAUACAAAAAUCGAAAUUUCGCUAUCCGCCUCUCUCACUCUUGUAUAUUCGAGCAAUAUAGAAGCACAGAACGAAAUUUCGAUUUACACGUUUCGCGAUAGGUUCUCUGUAAACAAACCGCCUUGAUGCAUCAACUUUUCAAAAAACUGUUUAAGGCAUAGUAUGUAUAAGUUACUUUGUGGUUAACAAUAUGUGCCAUUGUUGCACUCUGGCGGUAGAAUAUUGCAGUAAUACCCCUUAUUAAAACAAUUUUCAAAUAUUUAAAUCUGAAAAUAGAUUGUGGCCGCGGCAAGAACUGACGAAUUCUUUGUUAUUCAAAAAAAACUUCGUAAAAACACAUUAAAUCUUCAGUUUACAUCAAUUAAGGAUCUGAUAAUUUUCCUGUUUACACCUUCACCCUCGAUCAAUCGAAUUCGAUCUUUUUCUCUAAUGCAUUAAGGUUGAAUUUCGUAGAAAGCGAGUACGAUGACUACCGAAUGAGCAGCAAACGUGUAACAAACUCAAAUUGGGUUCAGUAACGCGAGAAGAGUUUAACUGUUGAGUUGGACGGGAAUGUGUGGUGGAGUGGGAUAAAGAUUCGAUUACAUUACAUACAGCUAAAAAUGGAAUUCAUUCAUCGAACGAUCUUGGUAAUUAUUCUAAGUUCCCUGGCUGAAAUUUGUGCCAGUUACGAAAUUCUAGUAAUAUUUCCAGAGCCCACAAAAAGUCAUGGAAUUUUGGGGGAUGGCUAUGUUCGAAAUCUCUUGGAUGCCAAUCACAAGGUUACUUACAUAACUCCAUUCCCCUGGAAGGAAUCACCGAGCAAUCUGACGCAAAUAGAUAUCAGCUCUAAUCUGGAAACGUCUGGCGAAUAUUUCCAGAACUUGACCAUAGAAUAUCCGAAUAACUACGAAUUCCUGCAAAUGCUGUCAUACACGAUGGGCCGGCUUGUUAUCACCCAUCCUGCAGUGCAGGCCUUCCUGAGGAAGCCCGACAUCAGUUUCGACGUGGUGGUCGCUGAGUGGAUAGACUCGGAAAUGUAUUGUAGUUUCGCGGGCUACUUCUCAGCUCCCCUGGUCUGGUCUGUAUCGACGCAGCUGCACUGGCAGCCAAUCCGACUGAUGGACGAGAUUCCCAACCCCUCGUACUCGGCUGACGUCAACUCUGGAUAUCUACCGCCUUUGAGCUUCGUGCAAAGGCUGAAGGAACUUAAUGUGCAGAUUAGGAAGCUUUGGAUAUUACGACACAAAAUUCAUCCUCUUGAAUUAGAAAUCUACGACACAAUCUUUAAAUCCGCUGCCAUGACGACGGGUAGAGAUCUCUUGCCAUACGCAGAUAUUCCGAACAACUAUUCAAUGAUGUUAGUUAACACUCAUCCUUCUGUUGCAACGCCGUGGAGGGUGCCCCCGAGUGUAAAGGAGAUAGCUGGUUAUCACAUAAAAUUGCCGGUUGAGGAUUUAGAUGCGAAUUUACAAUCCAUAAUGGACGCAUCAACGCAAGGUGUUAUUUACUUUAGCUUCGGAACCACCAACUCGGGAAAGGACAUGGAAGACGGGAUACGCAGGGAAAUUUUAGAAGUGUUCCGAAGCUUAAAUCAAACGGUUUUAUGGAAAUUAGAUGUACCCUUGGAAAAUCUUCCGAAAAACGUACAUUUGAUGCAAUGGGCUCCUCAGACUAGUAUAUUGAACCAUCCAAAUACUAAAGUUUUCAUUACCCAUGGCGGUCUUCUGUCUCUCAUCGAAGCAAUACAUUUCGGGGUUCCCAUGAUAACGAUACCGCAUGCUGGUGAUCAAUAUAGUAAUGCAGCAGCUGCUGUUAAGAAAAGGAUCGCCAUAAAAUUGGUAAAUGGCCCCGGUUUGCCGUCAGAAUUGAGAGAUGCGUUGAAAAUGAUGCUUAUGGAUUGGAAGUACCAGGAUAACAUGAAACGAGUGUCUCGCACGUACCGACACCGGCUUGUAUCUCCAGGCAAGGAGUUGGUGCACUGGGUGGAGCACGUGGUCAUCACUCGCGGGGCCACAUACCUUAGAUCCCCUGCACUCCUGGUACCUUCGUAUCAAAAAGCGUACCUGGAUCUAGCUGCAUUAAUUUUAUUUGUUAUUAUUGUCAUAGUCCUAAUACUUUAUUUCAGUAUUCGUUGGUGUUUAAGAAGGAUAAGGCAGAAAUGUAACUGUAAACAUUAAAAUGGUUAUUAACUUCGUUCCGAGUCUAAUCUUAAGUAAACACUGCAAAAAAACAUUGUGAAUUGCAUUAUAUUCGGAUAAUUCCGACUAAUUCAAAAUGUCGGCUAAUACCGAUAAUCACCCAUAAUUCCAUUAGACUUCAUUUUUGGAAUUACCCAACAAUCCCAACAUUCUGAACUUUUCGGAAUUAACCCAAUACACCUUACUAUAAAAAAUUUGAAAAUGAAGGACAGAUAGAAUAAAUAAAGACUACCUACUUGUAUGUAAAACGCGGCGAACCAAACAAGGACGAUUUGCAAAAUAAAAUCUCUCCUAAAACCUCAAGCUUAGGCUUGUGACACACAACACAUAGCGUUUUGUCCCUUUUAGCAAUAUUUUUUAUUACUCUUAUCUCUGCAUAUGCUCAUCUAUAGAUUUAAUUUCUAAAAAUCUAAAUAGGCAGAUAUUAAACCUCUAUCUAUAGAAUUGGGAAUCUGUCGAAAUCGGAAACUGUGACGAAAAUUUGCUGAGAUGCUAAAUAUUUGGUUUCAAAGUUCCAUACAGAAGGGCAGGGGAGUGGAGAUGAUCAUUUUGGUCAAC
This is a messenger RNA of Cydia pomonella (codling moth), 3279 nucleotides long. RefSeq names its product UDP-glucosyltransferase 2-like. The transcript is spliced from 9 exons. Gene Ontology annotation, molecular function: UDP-glycosyltransferase activity. Bases 1144 to 2700 code for a protein of 518 amino acids. The record is from RefSeq and is a predicted model, not a curated record. Lineage: Eukaryota; Metazoa; Arthropoda; Insecta; Lepidoptera; Tortricidae.